Messenger RNA from Necator americanus (New World hookworm), 1518 nucleotides. RefSeq lists its product as uncharacterized. Gene Ontology annotation, molecular function: transcription coregulator activity; transcription factor binding. The coding region runs from base 1 to 1518 and encodes 505 amino acids. Gene Ontology annotation, biological process: negative regulation of DNA-templated transcription. Lineage: Eukaryota; Metazoa; Nematoda; Chromadorea; Rhabditida; Ancylostomatidae. The record is from RefSeq and is a predicted model, not a curated record. The transcript has 14 exons. Gene Ontology annotation, cellular component: nucleus.
AUGUCGUCUUCUGAGGGGAAUAAUACGCCGAGUCCAUCGAGUGUCGCCUCAUCAUCACAACAACCUCCGGCGUUACCAUCAAGCUCAUCAUCAUCACAAUUGCAACUUGCAACAGGAAAGAACGCAGUAAAAAGGGAAUCACCACAAUUAAAAGUUGAAAAUAUUGCCAGAGCCAGUUUUUGCAGUACACCAAAACCGUUGGCGCCGCCUACUUCGAUAUCCGAAUGGCAAUUGUUGGCUGUUCUACAACGAGCAAAUCUUGUACAGUACUACGAUAUGUUUAUAUCACAAGGAGGAGAUGACAUCAAUCAAAUAAUGCAAUGCGAUGAAGGAGAAUUUUUGGAAAUUAUGUCACUUGUAGGAAUGCUUUCAAAACCUUUACAUGUCCGGCGGUUACAACGAGCACUAACAGAAUUCUCGAAAGAUCAGACGUCCUUCAACUUAGCCGCCAUACAACACAUCGGCCCACCACCUGUAUCACCAUACUCCUUAAGUGGUCCUGACAUGUCAUUUUUAAUGCCUGGGUUUGCGGCAACACUGUCAAAUUUGUCGUCAUCGUCGCCGGGACUAGCUUCCACGUCGACGGAGACGACGUCACCGCAGAAUGGGAACGCCACCCACAACUCGGUACCGUUGGCGAUCGAACUCUCCGCUGCUGUGCUCGGUACUAUGGCCACUUCUGUCACAAUCAGCAGCGGGGGGAACGCCGGCGCCGCCGACUUCGGCUGCACCAACACCGUCCCCGGAGGAACCGCCAACGUGGUUCGCGGGGAAUUUUUGCCGGCCUUCGGACAGGGACCGGUUACCGGCGAAGAGAAAGAGAGGUCGUCCAGCCCUGUUUCAGUAGGUGGUGACUUCGUGUCUCUGGGAGAUUAUGAUCCGAGUUCUGCUUUGUGCGAUUCGCCUGUUUUGUCCGACGCGCAGAUUCGUCGCCUUUCCAACUGCGCAAUGGCGAUAUGUCAGAAAAUUCCACGACUGCCUCCGAAACUCGUACAGAACAAGAAACGAGUGUCAAAAGAGGUUCUCGAUCUUCUCUCUGCUUCUGCCGAUUCACCGAAUCGCCUAGCUGAAUAUCGUAAAUAUUCGGCGAUCUACGGUCGAUUUGAUGCAAAAAGGAAGCCGGACAAGGGUCUUUCGUUCCACGAAGUAUCUGUGAAUGAAGCUGCUGCUCAAUUAUGCCUGAUUAUGCCUUCACUACUCACAAGAAGAGAUGAGUUGUUCCCGUUGGCAAGACAGGUGGUGAAAGACGCUGGAUAUCAUUAUGCGAAAGCGAGUCGUAAACGUGGAUUCGAUGUUGUCGAUUCGCAUUCUCCACAGAGCAGUCCUACACAAAGCCCAUGUCCUGGUGACGAUAACGACACAGAAGCUGACAAUGUGUUCGCAUCAACAAAGCAGUCCGAGGAGAAAAGGAAGAAGUCCGAAAGUGCGCAGGAGAAGGGCACGUAUCUGGAGCGUUGGGCGAGCUCAAUGCUCGCAUCACAGCAGUCAGCAUCAAACUCUCCCAGAGGCACGCAGUGA